AUGAAUCUUCCUGGAAAUGCUGGAGAAUCGUCUUGUAAACGACAAGAAAAUGGCGACGCCAUAGAACCAGAUCGCCCACUAAAGAAAGCACGCUUUGCUUGGGAAGUAAAGGGGAAGUAUCAUUUAAGAAAUGAAACAUCUGAUAUAAAACCUACGAUAUCAGUCGAAUCAGAGAGAGCCGGUUCAUCUUCUGAACAUUGUGAAUCUAAAUUAGUUGGUAAUACUGAACAAAACCUUGAAAUAUUAGGUGACUAUUUAUUAAAACAGGAUUUCAACACGUUAGAUUCGAUUACUGAUUCGAAUCCGUCUUUAUUGCCUAGUUCAAGUAUAUCAACGGAAAAAUUAUCUUAUCCUCGAUAUAUCAGUUCAUUUGAGAAUAAUAGAGCUGUUAGUGAAAGCAGCAGCAGUAAUGAUGAAAGAGCACCAAUCCCAAAAUCUAUGGUGUACUCUAAUAAAGAUGCAGAGGACCAGUGUAUUGCCCGAUGGCAAGCAAGACAGAUGGCAAAAUGUUUUGUGGACAAUACCAUAAAUAGAGUGUUAGAUAACUGGAUGAUAGGAUAUGAUCCACUUCCAACAGAUAUGGACAAUAAUGGAGUACUUGCGUUAGAUGCAGCUGAAUUUAUCAAUAAUCUUCCAGGUGAUAAUAGUAUUGAAAAUGAAGCCAUUCUUAUGGCUAUAUCUGCCCAUGGCCUACAAAAUAAUUCCAGCUCUAGUAGCAAUUCAAAUGAGCAUUCACAAAAUUCCAAUCCAGAUUUGUUUCUUUCACCACCUAGCAGCCCUUUACCAUCAGAAGACGAACUCAGUUCAGAAAACAAACUAACGGACAAUGAUAAUCAAUUGGAAGAAAGUUCUAGGAAUACAUCAGACAUGUCUUGGACUUUCACUAAUGAUGUUAAACAAAAUAAUAACUUACCAUUGAGUUUUUAUCCAGAAAGUUCAAGUUCAUCAUACCAAUAUUUAAGUGAAUCUGACAAUUUAAAUAGUAGUAAUAUAGAAUAUGAUGGAGACGAAAAUAUGAGUUCAAAUGAAGAUAUAGUCAGUAAUCAUUAUGAUAUUCUUGAUGCUGCUGUAUCAUUUGCUAUACAAUACAAGGGUUUAACAUCUUAUGGGACAGAUUAUGGC
This is a messenger RNA of Brenthis ino (lesser marbled fritillary), 1122 nucleotides long. Lineage: Eukaryota; Metazoa; Arthropoda; Insecta; Lepidoptera; Nymphalidae. The record is from the annotation of a GenBank genome assembly.